UACUUGACAUACUAAACGUUUCUGCUCUUUACACACUAUAUAUUCCAUCUCUUUUCACAGCCAUCAGCUGUUUGUUGUUUUUAGCUGCUGGUUGAAUUCGGUACGCAGUCAAGCUAAAAGAUGCCGGAACCGCGCAGUCCAAUGGCGAGCUUCGCACAAUCUGUGCAAAAUGCAAUCGAUGGUCCUGUCACUUGGUUCCGUGAGACAAUUGUCGAACCGAAUCAACAGAAAUACAAUUGGUAUCAUCAGCGCUUCCGCCGCGUGCCCACCAUUGAUCAAUGCUACACGGACGAUGCCGUCUGCCGCUUUGAGGCCGAUCAGCAAUUCCGUCGGGAUCGCAUGGUGGACAACGAAGUUGUCAACAUAUUGAGACAACGCUUCGAGGAUUGUAUGUUGUACGAGGCACCCGAUCACAUGGCCAAAUGCAGGCCACUGCUGGAGAUCUACGAGAAGGCUGCCGAGAACUGGUUCAUUAAGUAUGGAGAUCUCGGUGGUUAUGCCAAUGCCAAGACCGCGUACAUGAAGCAAAAGCAUCGUUUGAUCUGGGAGCGUCGCCAUGGCCCAGUGGGCAGUGGCAAGAAGGAGGAUGAACAUGCUGCUCAUUAAUCCCAGCUCUGCUACAAUUCAAAUUAUUCACUAUUGAAGGAUUUACAAAAUAUAUCUACACACAAGCUAUAGAAACAUUAAAGGAUGUGCGUGUCGCCUAGUA
Molecule: messenger RNA, 709 nt
Organism: Drosophila albomicans
Lineage: Eukaryota; Metazoa; Arthropoda; Insecta; Diptera; Drosophilidae
Gene: ND-PDSW
Product: NADH dehydrogenase [ubiquinone] 1 beta subcomplex subunit 10
Exons: 4
Coding region: 121-606 (161 amino acids)
Source: RefSeq, a predicted model, not a curated record